AUGAUCACCGGCAAAGAUAUGUACGACGUACUAGCGGCGAUGGUGCCGCUAUACGUAGCUAUGAUACUAGCCUACGGUUCGGUACGGUGGUGGGGAAUAUUCACACCGGACCAAUGUUCCGGUAUAAAUCGGUUCGUUGCGGUUUUUGCGGUUCCUCUUCUCUCUUUCCAUUUCAUCUCCUCCAAUGAUCCUUAUGCCAUGAAUUACCAUUUCCUCGCCGCCGAUUCUCUUCAGAAAGUCGUUAUCCUCGCCGCACUCUUUCUUUGGCAGGCCCGUCUCUUAAAUCAUAAUAUUCUCUAUUUAUACGCUUUUAGCCGCAGAGGAAGCCUAGAAUGGAUGAUAACGCUCUUCUCGCUGUCGACACUACCGAACACGUUGGUAAUGGGAAUCCCAUUGCUUCGGGCGAUGUAUGGAGACUUCUCCGGCAACCUAAUGGUGCAGAUCGUGGUGCUUCAGAGUAUCAUUUGGUAUACAUUAAUGCUCUUCAUGUUCGAGUUCCGUGGCGCUAAGCUUCUCAUCUCCGAGCAGUUCCCGGAAACAGCCGGUUCCAUCACUUCUUUCCGAGUUGAUUCCGAUGUUAUCUCUCUCAAUGGCCGUGAGCCCCUCCAGACCGAUGCGGAGAUUGGUGACGACGGGAAGCUUCACGUGGUGGUCCGGAGAUCAAGCGCCGCCUCAUCGAUGAUCUCAUCGUUCAACAAAUCUCACGGCGGCGGAGGACUUAACUCCUCCAUGAUAACACCGCGAGCUUCAAAUCUCACCGGUGUCGAGAUUUACUCCGUUCAGUCGUCGCGAGAGCCGACGCCAAGAGCUUCGAGCUUUAACCAGACAGAUUUCUACGCUAUGUUUAACGCAAGCAAAGCUCCGAGCCCUCGCCAUGGUUACACCAAUAGUUACGGUGGCGCUGGGUCUGGUCCCGGCGGAGAUGUUUAUUCGCUUCAGUCGUCUAAAGGAGUGACGCCGAGAACUUCGAAUUUUGAUGAGGAAGUUCUGAAGACGAAGAAAGGAGGAAGAGGAGGGAGAAGCAUGAGUGGUGAAUUAUACAACAAUAACAGUGGUGUUCCGUCGUACCCACCACCGAACCCGAUGUUCACGGGGUCAACGAGCGGAGCAAGUGGAGUCAAGAAAAAGGAAACUGGUGGAGGAAGCGGUGGAGGAGGAGGAGGAGGAGGAGGAGGAGGACAGAACAAGGAGAUGAACAUGUUUGUGUGGAGUUCGAGUGCUUCUCCUGUGUCAGAAGCCAAUGCGAGGAACGCUAUGACGAGAGGUGCCUCCACCGAUUUAUCCACCGACCCAAAAGCUUCUCUUCCUCCUCAAGACAACCUCGCUUCUAAAGCGAUGCAGAAUCUGAUAGAGAACAUGACCCCGGGAAGAAAAGGGCAUGUGGAGAUGGACCAAGACGGUAAUAACGAAGGGAAGUCAGGGGUAAAUUCGUCACCUUUCAGGGGAAAGAAAGGCAGUGACGUAGAAGACGGUGGUCCCGGCGGUCCGAGGAAACAGCAGAUGCCGCCGGCGAGCGUGAUGACGAGACUAAUACUGAUAAUGGUUUGGAGGAAACUCAUUCGAAACCCUAACACUUACUCAAGUCUCUUUGGCCUUGCUUGGUCCCUUGUCUCCUACAAGUGGAAUAUAAAGAUGCCAACAAUAGUGAGUGGAUCGAUUUCGAUAUUAUCUGAUGCAGGUCUCGGCAUGGCUAUGUUUAGUCUUGGUCUAUUUAUGGCAUUGCAACCAAAGAUAAUUGCGUGCGGAAAAUCAGUGGCAGUCUUCGCGAUGGCCGUAAGGUUCUUGACCGGACCGGCCGUAAUCGCAGCCACCUCAAUUGCAAUUGGACUUCGAGGCAAUCUCCUCCAUGUCGCCAUCGUUCAGGCUGCUCUUCCUCAAGGAAUCGUUCCUUUUGUCUUCGCCAAGGAAUACAACGUCCAUCCUGAUAUUCUCAGCACUGCGGUUAUAUUCGGAAUGCUGGUUGCUUUGCCUGUAACAGUACUCUAUUACGUUCUUUUGGGGAUUUAAGUUACAAUCGAAACGUAAUGGCAAAUCAAAGGCGAUACGACCAAAGGUGAAUUUUUUUAAGAGGUAAAAAUUUACUAAGGAAGAAAGAAAGACUAAUUGCAGGUCAGGCUUAGGUGGAUGGACCAUGCAAUGUCGCAUUAAUUAAUUCAUAGCAUAUGAUAGUAGAGAUUUUUAGUUAGUUUUGUAUAAUUUAUACGCACAUGCAUGUACGUGACUCUGUGUAAUUUUUGUUACAUUUAUUAAAAUUUUGGGAUGUGCGUACAAUAGAGUUUUUUUUAUUUUAUUUAAUUUCCUGUUUAUCGGUGGUAGUGAAGUAUUUAAUCAUUCAAUCAUAUACUAGAUCGCGC
This is a messenger RNA of Thlaspi arvense, 2354 nucleotides long. NCBI's taxonomy places the organism in Eukaryota, Viridiplantae, Streptophyta, Magnoliopsida, Brassicales, Brassicaceae. The record is from the annotation of a GenBank genome assembly.